Neoarius graeffei (lesser salmon catfish) is the source of this 1578-nucleotide messenger RNA. RefSeq lists its product as uncharacterized. The coding region runs from base 180 to 1547 and encodes 455 amino acids. Lineage: Eukaryota; Metazoa; Chordata; Actinopteri; Siluriformes; Ariidae. The transcript has 10 exons. Gene Ontology annotation, molecular function: microtubule motor activity; microtubule binding; ATP binding. The record is from RefSeq and is a predicted model, not a curated record. Gene Ontology annotation, biological process: microtubule-based movement.
CAAAUGAAACCUCAUCCUUCUGCUUUAAUAUUUUACAAGUGGUGAGAAUUUAGCGUCUGGCUGAAACAAACAGCUUUUCCACUUCUUCUCUUGCAUUUUUGCCUAAUUGAGGACUAUCUACGUUUUGCAAACAGACAAGUACACACACACACACACACACACACACACACACACGCAAGAUGCAUUUAAGCUCCAGGGCAGAGAACGUCACACUGUCUCUGAACUUCAUGGGGAGGAAGUUACGAAAUCACACAGUGGCCCCAGCUGCUAAGCAACGAGCAUGGGAGAGAACUAAUCCAUCCCAGUGUGCUGAUGAGAAUAGAGCAGGUCUGUCCAGAGUUGUGCGAGCUCAACCACUGAUGUGUAUGCAGAACGAGUUACCAGGAAGCAUACAGGACCUGAGGGAGGAAGUGCAACGUCAGCCCUGCAAUGUCCAUAACACGCGCCUUGACCAGGAGAACAAAGCAGGCAAGAUCCGGGUGUUCUGCCGUAUAAGGCCUCAGACCCGGGCAGAGUUGCAGAGGGGCAGCAGCACCAUUGUGUCAUGUUUGGAUGAUUACUCGGUGAUCCUGGAAACUCCACGAGGACCUCGAGAGUUUCAAUUUGACAAGAUCUUCACUGAAGAGCACACACAGGACGAUGUGUUUCAGGAGUCCUGCAGGCUAAUUCAAUCAGCAAUCGAUGGCUUCAAUGUAUGCAUCUUUGCAUAUGGACAGACUGGCUCAGGAAAAACUUUUACUAUGUUGGGGGAUAGAGAGCAGAAAAACCCUGGAAUCAUUCCUAGGACUUUUACUAGGAUCUUUGAGAUCAUCCAAGAGAAUGAGACCAAAUUUGAGUUCAAGGUCUUGGCUUCUAUGUUGGAGUUGUAUAAUGAUCGGCUCCAGGACCUCUUUGUGAGCCCAUCUGAGGCACUAUCAAAACGCAUCGAGAUUAAAAAGGACAAAAAGGGACUCAUGUUUGCUCAAGGAGCAGAGGCAAAAGAAGUAACUAGUGCUGGCGAGCUCUUUGCUGUCUUCGAACUGGGCUCUGCCAACCGCCAUAUUGCAGCUACCAAGAUGAAUAUAGAAAGCUCUCGCUCUCAUCUGAUCAUCAGCAUCAUGCUGGAAAGUCGCAACCUGGCCAAUGGCAGCAUGACAUUUGGCAAGCUGAGCCUUGUUGACCUGGCAGGAAGCGAGAGAGCAGCGAAGACAGGAGCUAAAGAUGACCAGCUGAAGGAGGCUAAUUCUAUUAAUAAGUCUUUGAGUGCUCUGGGUGACGUGAUCUCAGCUCUAGCUAUGGAGCAAGCUCAUGUUCCCUACCGCAACAACAAGCUGACACAGCUUAUGCAGGACUCACUGGGGGGCAAUGCCAAGACUCUGAUGUUUCUCAAUAUCUCUCCUUCUGACUGCAACCUGGAUGAGACCCUUACCUCACUCAUAUAUGCCUCCCGAGUAAAGGCCAUCACCAAUCAUGCACAGAGGAACAUGGAGAGCAAAGAGAUUGCUCAACUCAAAGAGGUGAUUUUGAAACUAAAAUCAGGACAAACUGUGGAAGAGGAAGAUGCAUGAAUGAAGCUCAGUCAAAUUCAGCACAAUUUCU